AUGUACCUGCUGCAGCCUGGUUCGGAAGAACUGCCGCAGCCUGAUUUAGAGCGGCUGAUCAGCUCGAUCGGUCAAGAAUCGAAAGAAGGUGUCGAGCCUGGCAUCGUCGUUCAACGAAAAGAUGGCGACGGCAAAUCGUCGAAGAUCCGUUACUCGAACCUGCGAGAUGUCGAAAUCGGUCCAAGUUCGGUGGUGGGGAUCGUCGAUCGCUACGAUACCGACAGCAAAGAUCCAAGCAAAGCAAAAACCGAAGGGCAGAAGAUUAUUUACGGCGGCCCGCUGUUGAUGAUCGGCCUGGGGAUUGCGUUCUGCUAUUUCAUGAUUCGUCGCAUCGGCGGCACCGGCAGCGCCAUCGCUUUUGGUCGCAGUCGCGGCAAGCUGCACAUGCAGGACGAUUUGAACAUCAGCUUUGACGAUGUCGCUGGUAUUGAAGAAGCAGUCGACGAAGUGAAAGAGAUUGUUGACUUCCUACGAUCGCCAGAGAAGUACCAAGAGUUGGGCGGGCGUAUUCCUAAAGGCGUGCUGUUGGUCGGACCUCCGGGAACGGGGAAAACGUUGUUGGCCAAAGCGAUUGCCGGGGAAGCUGGC
Symbiodinium sp. CCMP2456 is the source of this 588-nucleotide messenger RNA. Lineage: Eukaryota; Dinophyceae; Suessiales; Symbiodiniaceae. The record is from the annotation of a GenBank genome assembly.